UCAGCCCACUGUCAUCUGAAAGACUUCACGCAGAAACCUCCAGCUCUCUAGGGUUUGCCGGCGGCAGCUGCAGCAGCAGAAGCCUCCAUCUCUCCACUCAAAAGCAUUCUAUCUUUCCUUCACCAAACGCUGAGUUUCAGUCGAUUGUUGAGUUCAAGUUACUAGCCUGAAAAAACCUAAAGCUAUAUUCCCAAUGGAGGGUGCUGCUGAAGAAGCUGCCAAAGCAAUCUUGGAUUUAUCCGUGGAUGGUUCUUCAUCUGAAACCACAAGCAAAAAUGCUCGGAAGAAGGAGUUGAAGAUGAAGCAGAGGGAGGAGGAAAAGAAGCGCAAAGAGGAGGAAAAAGCAAAGCAGGCUGCUGCAGUCUCAAGCUCGAAGGUUCAGAAACCCAUGGCUGCUGAUGAUGAAGAUAUGGAUCCAACUCAAUACUUUGAAAAUAGGGUGAAAUAUCUUGCAGCUCAAAAGGCUGCUGGGAAAAAUCCAUAUCCUCACAAAUUCUUUGUUACACUAUCUAUCCUUGAAUACAUAAAGAAAUAUGGAGCCUUAAGCAAUGGGGAUCACCUUGAGGAUGUCACAGUAUCAUUGGCUGGGCGAAUAAUGAGCAAACGGUCGUCCUCUUCAAAGCUAUUUUUUUAUGAUUUGCAUGGUGAUGGUGCUAAAGUUCAAGUUAUGGCUGAUGCAAGGAGCUCAGAUAUGGAUGAGGCUGAAUUUUCUAGGUUCCAUUCUGGUGUGAAGCGGGGUGAUAUUGUUGGUGUCACUGGCUUUCCAGGAAAAACCAAAAGGGGGGAGCUAAGUAUUUUUCCAAAAUCUUUCAUCGUGUUAUCUCAUUGUCUCCAUAUGAUGCCAAGACAGAAAGCUGGUCCUGGUUCUGAUAAUGCCAAUGUGAAGAAAACUGAUGUAUGGGUCCCAGGAAGUACCAGGAAUCCUGAAACAUAUAUUUUGAAAGAUCAGGAAACUCGAUAUCGUCAACGUUACCUGGAUUUGAUGUUGAAUAUGGAGGUUCGACAAAUAUUCAAGACCCGAGCUAAGAUUAUUUCAUACAUUAGAAGCUUUCUUGACAAUCUUGAUUUCUUGGAGGUUGAAACUCCAAUGAUGAACAUGAUUGCUGGAGGAGCAGCGGCUCGUCCAUUUGUGACUCAUCACAAUGACCUAAACAUGAAGUUAUAUAUGCGUAUCGCUCCUGAACUCUAUCUUAAGGAGCUAGUUGUUGGUGGAUUAGACCGUGUUUAUGAAAUCGGAAAACAAUUUAGGAAUGAGGGAAUUGAUUUGACCCAUAAUCCUGAAUUCACUACAUGUGAGUUUUAUAUGGCCUUUGCAGACUACAAUGACGUGAUGGAGCUCACUGAGCAAAUGUUGAGUGGCAUGGUCAAGGAACUUACAGGUGGCUACAAAAUUAAAUAUCAUGCAAAUGGCUUGGAUAAGGACCCAAUUGAGAUUGACUUUACUCCACCUUUCAGAAGGAUUGACAUGAUAGAGGAUUUAGAGAAGAUGGCAGACCUCAGCAUACCCAAGGAUCUCUCAAGCGAUGAAGCAAACAAAUAUUUGGUGGAUGCAUGCUUGAAAUUUGAUAUCAAAUGCCCCCCUCCUCAAACAACUGCUCGUUUGUUGGACAAACUUGUGGGGCAUUUUCUUGAGGAGACAUGUGUAAAUCCUACUUUCAUCACUAACCAUCCUGAAAUAAUGAGUCCUUUGGCAAAGUGGCACAGAUCGAAACAAAGCUUGACUGAACGUUUUGAAUUGUUUGUCAACAAGCAUGAACUUUGCAAUGCUUACACUGAAUUGAAUGAUCCUGUGGUCCAACGUCAGCGAUUUGCCGAACAACUCAAGGACCGACAAUCAGGUGAUGAUGAAGCAAUGGCUUUGGAUGAAACAUUUUGUAUGGCUCUUGAGUAUGGAUUACCACCCACUGGUGGCUGGGGAUUGGGAAUUGAUCGACUUACAAUGAUGUUAACAGAUUCACAAAAUAUUAAGGAAGUUCUUCUCUUUCCAGCCAUGAAACCUCAAGAUGAGCCUUCUUCUGUCCAGCCUCCUGCUGAACCUUCUACCCAAGCUGUCUAGGGGUUGGAAGACUGAAAUCUUGAAUGGAUAUUACAUCGGUGCACGUUUUUGGGCUUGCUGUCAAGUUUUGAUCAUUAAUUUAUCUUUACCAUCACAACUCAUCUUUUCUUCCUUUUUUUGUGGGGUUUGUGAUUCAACCCUUCUUACCAUACCAUGCUUUUUAUUAUUUAUAGCUAGAUGUUUCACUUGUUUGCAAAAUGCAAGCGACACUUGCUACUUCAACUCAGGAUUUGAGCUCUUAGAACACUGUUAAUUAUAAAUUGAGUUUAGAGCAGCAGUGUAAUCU
Molecule: messenger RNA, 2342 nt
Organism: Vitis riparia (riverbank grape)
Lineage: Eukaryota; Viridiplantae; Streptophyta; Magnoliopsida; Vitales; Vitaceae
Product: lysine--tRNA ligase, cytoplasmic-like
Exons: 18
Coding region: 194-2056 (620 amino acids)
Biological process (GO): lysyl-tRNA aminoacylation
Cellular component (GO): cytosol; cytoplasm
Molecular function (GO): tRNA binding; lysine-tRNA ligase activity; ATP binding
Source: RefSeq, a predicted model, not a curated record